UUUAACAAAUCUCAACCAACCAUUAAUUUCUUCUUGAUCUAGUUUUAUCAGGAAAAGCAUCAAAUCUCAGCUUUCAAUCUCUUUCACUACUGAAAAACACUACUUAGUUGUUAUUUUCUUUAAUAAUUAAAGAUGAGAUUAAGGCUUGAAUAUAGUUUGGUAUUCUAGCUGGAAAUUGAAGAAACAUAGCUAAAGUGCUGUAAAUUUCCAUGCGGAUUUCAACUUUUGGAAUGAUUGAAAGGCAACGCAGGACUUCUUGGAUUAAAAACACUAUUGGAUUCUUUCUUAUUCUUAUAUCUAUUACUGUUAUAGCACUAACAAUUGAAUGGAACGACGUUUCUGUCCAUACAGAUUCAUUGCAGAAGAAUAAAGUUGAUCUUUUCCCUGAAGUUUCUUGCUCAAUUAAGUGUCCGCGAACUUCACCAAACAAGCCUAAAUUCAGUUCAUCAUCCGAGUCCUGCCCUGAAUACUUUCGAUGGAUUCAUAAAGAUUUAAGGCCAUGGAAGGACACAGGGAUAACGCGAAAAAUGGUAGAAAGAGCACGAGAAGUAGCCCAUUUUAGAAUAGUUAUUGUAAAUGGAAGAGUGUAUUUUGAGAAGUAUAAACCAACUUUCCAAAAAAGGGACAUGGUUACAUUGUGGGGGAUAUUGCAACUUCUUAGUUUUUACCCUGGCAUGCUACCGGAUUUAGAUAUUGUUUUCGAGUGUGGUGAUCAACCAGUAACACAAAAAAGUGAUUAUGGAAAAUCAAAGGAUUCAAUUCCACCACCAUUGUUUCAUUACUGUGGAAAUGACUCGAGUUUUGACAUUGUUUUCCCUGAUUGGUCCUUUUGGGGUUGGCCAGAACUCAACAUAAAGCCAUGGGAUAUACUGAAAAAAGAUUUGCAGCAAAGCAAUGAGAUGAUUAAGUGGACAGAAAGGGAGCCUUAUGCUUAUUGGAAAGGAAAUGCAUUAUUAAGCCAAUCAAGACGUGACCUUUUGAAGUGCAAUGUCUCUAAGAAUCAGGACUGGAAUGCUCGAAUUUAUGACAUGCAAUGGGUGCGUGAACGAAGACAAGGCUAUAAAACUUCAGAUUUAGCUACACAGUGCACUCAUAGAUACAAGAUUUAUGUUGAAGGGCUUGCAUGGUCAGUGAGUCAAAAGUACAUUCUAGCCUGUGAUUCUGUGGCUCUCCUCAUAAAUCCCCACUACUAUGAUUUCUUCACAAGGAGUUUGCUGCCAACAGUUCAUUACUGGCCAAUAAAUGAGAACGACAAAUGCAAAUCCAUCAAGUUUGCAGUAGACUGGGGCAAUAAGAAUGCAGAAAAGGCACUAGAAAUUGGAAAAUCAGGGAGCAGAUUUGUACAUGAGGAGCUACAGAUGAAAUACAUUUAUGACUACAUGUUUCAUCUCUUGUCCGAAUAUGCCAAGCUUUUGAAGUAUCGACCCACUAUGCCUAGAGAAGCAGUUGAAGUAUGUUCAGACACAUUGAUUUGCUCGACGAAAGGAAUAAGAAAGAAGUUUAGGGUACAUUCCAGGGUUAAUAAUGCUUCAUCUUCAAAACCAUGUAGCAUGGCCCCUCCCUGGAGCCCCGCGGAUCUCCAAAAUUUUCUCGAGAGAAAAGAGAAUCUAACAAAGCAAGUUGAACAGUGGGAAGAAACUCAAAGUGUUUGAAACUUUCCACAUCAGGGACAUAGUAAUUGCCUAAGCUAUCUUUCUUUAAAUUUUGCCUAAAUUCAGAAGUGAGAAAAGAAGCCAUUUCUGAAUCACUGUAUAUCAGUUUUCCUCAAGAUAUAUAUGGCAGAAUAUUAUUGUUCUUUA
This is a messenger RNA of Nicotiana attenuata, 1799 nucleotides long. RefSeq names its product protein O-glucosyltransferase 1-like. The record is from RefSeq and is a predicted model, not a curated record. Bases 210 to 1652 code for a protein of 480 amino acids. NCBI's taxonomy places the organism in Eukaryota, Viridiplantae, Streptophyta, Magnoliopsida, Solanales, Solanaceae. The transcript has 6 exons.